AUGCCAGUGUCCACAGCACCGGCACCUCAUACACCGGUGCCCACCGAACGCACCACUGUUAAGGGUCACGAUAGCAUACAUACCAAGGCUAUUACACCGGCGCCGAUGGCUGGUAAUAAUGGCAACUCAAAUGCCGUCACCAAUCAUAAGUUAUUGAUAAAUAGUACCGGUGCUCAAGAGCUCCGACAGGCGGCCAGCGCUGGGAAUGUAGCGCUUGUGAAGGAAUUGUGCAAAAAGUCUGUUCCCUUCGACGCUGACAUUGAGGGCCGAACAGCACUACAUUACGCGUCAGCCAAUGGUCACAGCCUUGUCGUCAACCAAUUGAUUGAAUCGGGGUUUGCGGUCAACGCCAAGGAUGCCUUGGGAUACACAGCAUUACUACAUGCGGCCACUGAUGGACACGUAGAUGUGGUCCAACUGUUGCUCAAGAAUAAGGCCAACGUUGAUGCACAGGACGAUGUGCAUUAUAACAGUGCACUACACGAGGCCUCGUGGAAGGGCUACAGUCAGACCAUUGAGAUUUUGUGCAAAAACAAAGCCAACCCUUACCUCAAGAAUAAGCAAGGUCACAGUGCACUGCAUUUGGCAUGUCAACAGGGUCAUAAUCAAAGUUGUCGUAUUCUACUCAUCAAUGGCUGCAAACCAGACAUCAGGAAUAAUAUGUUAUUUUGUGAUGAGGGAGAGGUUGUGAUGCCAUAG
This is a messenger RNA of Oppiella nova, 699 nucleotides long. The record is from the annotation of a GenBank genome assembly. Lineage: Eukaryota; Metazoa; Arthropoda; Arachnida; Sarcoptiformes; Oppiidae.